GGGCGCAAAAGGGGGCGCGCUUCCUGCCCGCGGGUCUCCGGAAUGAGGAGACUGACUGUGUGGUGGCUGCUGAGCAGGGUCUGUCUGCUGCUGCCGCCGCCACCCUGCGCGUUGGUGCUGGCCCGGGUGCCCAGCUCCUCCUCGCACCCGCAGCCCUGCCAGAUCCUCAAGCGCAUCGGGCACGCGGUGAGGGUGGGCGCGGUGCACCUGCAGCCCUGGACCCCUGCCCCCGGCGCCCCGCACGAUGAGCCCGGGCGGGGGACGUGGCGGGCCCUGGCGCCCUCACCGGGCGCACGCUGGUCGGGGAGCGCCCUGCGCGGCCGGGGGCCACCAGGCGCGCGCCAACCUGGGCAGAGCGCCGGGGCCGAGACCCUGUGGCCGCGGGACGCCCUCCUCUUCGCUGUGGACAACCUGAACCGCGUGGAGGGACUGCUGCCCUACAACCUGUCCCUGGAAGUCGUGAUGGCCAUCGAGGCGGGCCUGGGCGACCUUCCGCUCAUGCCCUUCUCGUCCCCCAGCUCGCCGUGGAGCAGUGACCCCUUCUCCUUCCUGCAGAGCGUGUGCCACACCGUGGUGGUGCAAGGGGUGUCUGCGCUGCUCGCCUUCCCCCAGAGCCAAGGCGAGAUGCUGGAGCUCGACCUGGUCAGCUCCGUCCUGCACAUCCCGGUGAUCAGCAUCUUGCGCCGCGAGUUUCCGCGGGAGAGUCAGAAUCCCCUUCACCUACAACUGAGUUUAGAAAAUUCUUUAAGAUCUGACGCGGAUGUCACCGUCUCAGUCCUGACCAUGAACAACUGGUACAAUUUUAGCUUGUUGCUGUGCCGGGACGACUGGAACAUCUCCGACUUCCUCCUCCUCACCCAGAAUAAUCCCAGGUUCCACCUCGGCUCUGUCAUCAGCAUCACCACCAACCUCUCCUCCACUGAGGACCUGGUGAGCUACCUGCAGGUCCAGCUUGAGGCCAUCAAGGACAGCACGCCCACCAUGGUGAUGUUUGGCUGCAACAUGGAAAGUAUCCGCCAAAUCUUUGAAAUCGGCACCCACUUCGGGUUCACACCCCCCGAGCUCCAUUGGGUGCUGGGGGAUUCCCAGAAUGUGGAGGAACUGAGGACCGAUGGUCUGCCCCUGGGGCUCAUUGCUCAUGGAAAAACAACGCAGUCUGUCUUUGAGUACUAUGUCCAAGACGCGAUGGAGCUGGUGGCCAGAGCCGUAGCCACAGCCACCAUGAUCCAGCCAGAGCUUGCUCUCGUUCCCAGCACGAUGAGCUGCAUGGAUGUGAAAGCCACAAAUAUCACUUCGGGACAAUAUUUAUCAAGGUUUCUAGCCAACACCACUUUCCGAGGCCUCAGUGGUUCCAUCAGAGUGAAGGGUUCCACCAUCGUCAGCUCAGAAAACAGCUUUUUCAUCUGGAAUCUACAGCAUGACCCUUUGGGAAAGCCAAUGUGGACUCGCUUGGGCAGUUGGCAGGGGGGGGAAAUUGUCAUGGACUAUGGGCUAUGGCCAGAGCAGUCCCAGAGGCACAAAACCCACUUCCAGCACCCAAGUAAGCUGCACUUGCGCGUGGUUACCCUGAUUGAGCACCCUUUUGUUUUCACUCGAGAGGUAGAUGAUGAAGGCUUGUGCCCUGCUGGCCAACUCUGUCUAGACCCCAUGACUACGAACUCCUCUGUAUUGGACAGCCUUUUCAGCAGCCUCCAUAGCACUAACGAUACAGUGCCCAUUGCGUUCAAGAAGUGCUGCUAUGGAUAUUGCAUUGACCUGCUGGAAAAGCUAGCAGAAGAUAUGAACUUUGACUUUGACCUCUAUAUAGUUGGGGAUGGGAAGUAUGGAGCCUGGAAAAAUGGGCACUGGACUGGGCUGGUGGGCGAUCUUCUGAGUGGGACAGCCCACAUGGCAGUCACUUCCUUCAGCAUCAAUACUGCUCGAAGCCAGGUGAUAGAUUUCACCAGCCCUUUCUUCUCCACCAGCUUGGGCAUCUUGGUGAGGACCCGAGACACAGCAGCUCCCAUUGGAGCCUUCAUGUGGCCACUCCACUGGACCAUGUGGCUGGGGAUUUUUGUGGCUCUGCACAUCACUGCCAUCUUCCUCACUCUGUAUGAAUGGAAGAGCCCUUUCGGCAUGACGCCCAAGGGACGAAAUCGAAGCAAAGUUUUCUCCUUCUCUUCAGCCUUGAAUGUCUGUUAUGCGCUCUUAUUUGGCAGAACAUCGGCCAUCAAACCCCCCAAAUGCUGGACUGGACGGUUUCUCAUGAACCUCUGGGCCAUUUUUUGUAUGUUUUGCCUUUCUACUUACACGGCAAACUUGGCUGCUGUCAUGGUAGGGGAGAAGAUCUAUGAAGAACUUUCAGGAAUACAUGACCCUAAGCUCCAUCAUCCCUCUCAAGGCUUCCGGUUUGGAACUGUCCGGGAAAGCAGUGCUGAAGAAUAUGUGAGACAAAGCUUCCCAGAGAUGCAUGAGUAUAUGAGAAGGUACAAUGUACCAGCCACCCCGGAUGGAGUGGAGUAUCUAAAGAAUGAUCCGGAGAAACUAGACGCCUUCAUCAUGGACAAAGCCCUUCUGGACUACGAAGUGUCAAUAGAUGCUGACUGCAAGCUUCUGACUGUGGGGAAGCCGUUUGCCAUAGAAGGAUACGGCAUUGGUCUCCCGCCAAACUCUCUCCUGACCUCUAAUAUAUCUGACUUAAUCAGUCAAUACAAGUCACACGGGUUUAUGGAUGUGCUGCAUGACAAGUGGUACAAGGUGGUUCCCUGUGGCAAGAGAAGUUUCGCUGUCACCGAGACUUUGCAAAUGGGCAUCAAGCACUUCUCUGGCCUCUUCGUGAUGCUGUGCGUUGGACUCGGCGUGUCCGUCUUGACCACCGUCGGGGAGCACAUUGUGCACAGGCUCCUGCUGCCACGAAUCAGAAAUAAGUCCAAGCUCAAGUACUGGCUCCACACCAGUCAGAGACUGCACCGAGCACUGAACACAUCUUUUGUGGAAGAAAAGCAGCAGUGCUUCCAGACCAAGCAUGUGCAGAAAAGGUCCAAUAUGGGGCCCCGUCAGCUCGCCGUGUGGAAUACCUCCCACCUGAGUCAUGACAACCGGUGCAAACCCAUCUUUAACGAGGAGGGAGGCCCCGACCAGCUGGGCCUCCAGACCCCCCAGGACCUCCCUCUCCCUCCCAGGCGAAAAGAGCUCCCCGCCUCCCUGACCACCAACGGGAAGGCAGAUGCCCUCCACGUGGCGGCUCGGGACUCGGUGAUGCAGGAACUCUCGGAGCUGGAGCAGCAGAUCCAGGUGAUCCGCCGGGAGCUGCAGGCGGCUGUGAGCAGGAAAACAGAGCUGGAAGAGUUUCAAAGGACAAACCGGACUUGUGAGUCCUAGGCGGUCACAGCGGCCCCUUCUCGGUCCUUGGCACUCCUCUGAGACACUUUGAAACAAAUGCUCUUUUGUACCUACUGGCCAAGGUGUGGGGAGGCUGGGGCUCCGGGUGUUUGGAGAGGUCCAGACUGUUCUCCUGAGCCUGGACAGCAGCAGCAGCACUUUCUUCCCAAGCUCAUUCCCAGGCCUCCAGGAUGGGAGUCUUUUUCACAGGGGUAGCUCAAAUAAGUCUAAGCAGUGGUUCUCCAUUUUCCUCAUGCCGCACCCCCUUCACACAGUUCCUCGUGUUGUGGUGAACCCCCCAACCAUAACAUGAUUUUUGUUGCUACUUCAUCACUGUCAUUUU
Molecule: messenger RNA, 3703 nt
Organism: Echinops telfairi (small Madagascar hedgehog)
Lineage: Eukaryota; Metazoa; Chordata; Mammalia; Afrosoricida; Tenrecidae
Gene: GRIN3A
Product: glutamate ionotropic receptor NMDA type subunit 3A
Exons: 9
Coding region: 43-3360 (1105 amino acids)
Biological process (GO): ionotropic glutamate receptor signaling pathway; modulation of chemical synaptic transmission; monoatomic ion transport
Cellular component (GO): plasma membrane; postsynaptic membrane
Molecular function (GO): transmitter-gated monoatomic ion channel activity involved in regulation of postsynaptic membrane potential; NMDA glutamate receptor activity
Source: RefSeq, a predicted model, not a curated record